Andrographis paniculata is the source of this 1137-nucleotide messenger RNA. Its product is annotated as protein SAWADEE HOMEODOMAIN HOMOLOG 1-like. The record is from RefSeq and is a predicted model, not a curated record. Gene Ontology annotation, molecular function: chromatin binding. The transcript is spliced from 9 exons. Bases 124 to 897 code for a protein of 257 amino acids. Lineage: Eukaryota; Viridiplantae; Streptophyta; Magnoliopsida; Lamiales; Acanthaceae.
UUGGAAAAGGAGUUCAAACCAACGUCUGCCCUUCGCCUGCGCCUGCGGUCACACCGCACUCGCGCGCGCGCACCCCUCGCCGAGCUUUGAUUCCGACGAGGACCAGCCAAAAUCGUAUCUCGGAUGAAUCUUCGGUCGAAACGGGAACCGUUUAUGGGUUUUACUAAUGCUGAGGUUCAGAAAAUGGAGCAGAUGCUCAACGAAUCUAAAGUUCGGUUGCUGGAUGUGGAUUUCUACAAGGAACUAGCGAGACGAUUCAACCGAUCCAGUAGUCGAGCAGGGAAGCCUCGUUUGAAGUGGACUGAGAUUCAGAGUUGGUUUCAGACGAAUCAACAAAGCUGUUCCUCUAGAGGGCCUUUAUUUGAUGCAGCCGAAAAGUCACAUCUUGCCCCGGGAGCUCUUUCUCAAAAGGAAACAACUGGAAAUCCAAAGAUGCCGGAAGAUGGAAAGAACCAAAAUAUGUUAAAAAAAUUGGAAUUUGAAGCCAGGUCAUCGCAAGAUGGAGCUUGGUACGAUGUCGAUGCAUUUCUCUCCCACAGGGUUCUCAGUUCAGGAGAAACUGAGGUUUAUGUACGAUACCUCGGAUUUGGAGCAGAGGAAGACGAAUGGGUUAAUGUAAAAACCGACGUGAGGGAACGGUCAGUUGCCUUAGAGCAUUACGAGUGCCAGAAAGUCAAGGUUGGGGAUCAAAUUCUAUGCUUCCAGGAGAGACAAGAUCAAGCGAGGUACUAUGAUGCUCAUGUAAUUGAGAUCCGGCGAAGAUUGCAUGAUAUCAGAGGGUGCAGGUGCCUUUUCUUGAUCAAAUACGAUCACGACAAUACACAGGAUCGAGUGCCUUUGACGAGACUGUGCUGCCGGCCGAGCAUGCUGUCCGAGGACCGGGUAGCGAGUAACUAGACGUACAAACGAAUUGAACUGUGGCGGGUCUCUCAGUAAGGAUUUGUUUCGGAGAUAGCUAACUUGGUAAUUAACAUGGUAAACUUGACUCGAACUUGAACUUGAACUCUUGACUUUUUUUUAUUUUAAUUUUUCUAAAAAUCUUAUAUUGAUAUAUUAUUAUGAACUGUGGUGUCGACGAGCAUUGUGAUGCUCCGUUCGUCUUGUCUUUGGUAAUGCAUGCUCUUUAUUAUUGGUCAA